AUGGACGACGAUAUUUUUAUGGCUCUGGAUGUUAUCAACGCCAAGAAAACCUAUGCUAAAAAACUGAGAAAAGAGCCUCAGCUUAAACAAUUGCCUGUUAGUAAGGCAAAAGUGGACGAAUUUGAAAUUCCUCAGCCUUUGACGACGAAAUUGGCAGUUAAGUUUUUGUUAGAGGGAAGGCUCAAAUCGAAAGUAUGUCGAUACUGUCUAAAUAUAACACCUGGACUAUCUGAAUUAGAUCAAAUCAUGAAAAUAGGAGGCACUGGAAAUAUAUACAAAGUCACUAUAAGGGACAUAGUUGCCAGUUUUCACCCAUUCAAGGUUGUGGAUGACCCAAAUUUUCCAAAUAAAAUAUGUCAGAAGUGUAUAGAUAAAGCUCUGGGUGCAUAUCUCUUUACGCAACAGUGCGAAAGAGCGGAGAGAGCAAUGCUGAAUUGUUUCGAUGAUAUGUACGAGAAAUUUGAAAAACUUGAUCCCAUAGACCGACCAAAGAAACGAGGAAGACAAAAAUUGAACCCUAACUUCAAUAUAUUACGUGCAGAACACUACAAAGUCAUCGAUUAUGCAGAACCGAUAAUACAUAUAGUAAAUGCAAGUGCAGAAGCCAUCAAUAAUGAGCCAAUGUUAAGCGAUUUGGAGUGUAAAAAGUGUUGGCAAGUGUUACCAAAUUUGGAGUCUUUAAUUAAUCAUGAGAAAAUACAUCCAAAAACUAUGUGGUAUCAUUGCCGAUUAUGUGGAAAAUCGUUUCCGAAAUCUAAUCAGCUGAAAAGACAUAAUAAUCGAGUCCAUAUUCUGGGCAAGGAGCCGACCACACAUCCAGAUAAAGAUUUCAAGUGUAAGGAAUGUUGUCAUGUUACGGACAACUUUAUCCAACAUUUACAGCACGUAGAAAAACAUAAGUUUAGAAAUAUAAUGAAGCAUCUCAUUGAGAAGAGAAUGGACAAGUUGUGCGUAGUAUGUUACAACAAGGGAACAAAGAUGACGGAUUUGGAUAAAAUGGUGUGCAUCCAUGGAUGUCAUCCAGAUCUCAUGGGCGAUAAAACACUGUACACGUUAUUGGCAACUACUUUACCUGAUCCAAAAUCAUACAAAUACCAAGAUCUAUGUUUAACAUCCAACGCUUCAAUUAUGACUGUAUCAAAAAAACAGAAUACCUAUCGUAAACGAAACACAAAUGAAAUGGAACCAGUGAUGAAUAUAAUCAGCACCAAGGAGGAUUUUCAAUUUUCCAACCCAAUAAUCAUAUCUAGAAAACGUUUUAAAACAAACCACUUUUAUUACUAUGUUUUCUGUGAUCCUGAAUAUCUGGAUGGAUCAGUAAAGACUGAUGAUAUGUCUGACCCUGACGUUGUUGAAGUAGUUGACAUGUGUGACAUAGAAGAUGACAAUUUGAGCAUUGACACAUCUGUAUCAAAUGAAGAGAAAAAUCUAAGAGCUCGGAAAAUUACCAAUUAUGAUUUAAAUGUUGAAGAAAUUGCAGAACUAGCAAUGGCUAACUUUCUUAGUGCGAUGUUUGGUGUAGUUGGUCAAGACGUAAAUACGAAAGGUGCAGUUACAGAAAUAACAGAAGAUAAUCUAAAUUUACAAAAUCAGACAUUUUGUUCUGACGAAUUUGCCAAUGAAAAUAUCAACUAUAAAAAUGUAUUACCUAUUACAUCUCGAUAUAAAUUUCCGAAUUCUCGACCUGAAAGUCUUGGAGAAUGUUCUAAAUCAUUAAUGCCUGCUGUAAUGAAAAAGACUAGCAAAAAACGUAAUGUACCACAGAAUAUAUUUACAAAUUAUCGACCUGAAAGUCUUGGGGAAUGUUCUGAUUCGUUUUAUCCUUCAGUAUUAAAAAAGACGAGCAAAAAACCCAAUGUACCACAGAAAAUUAAUUCAAAUCUUCUAUUUGAGGGUAAUAAAGUAUUUGAUAGAGCACAAAAGAAAUAUCUACAUGGAGCUGAGAAAGUUACCAAUGAAAAUGAAAAAUUGACCAAAGAAUUAGGUCAAAAAUCAAUACUUGGUGAUGCUUUUAAUGAUUUUCAGACACAGAAUAAGAAAACACAGAGUGAUGAACAUAUUAAAUGCAAAUUCUGUUGGGUAUUCGGUCAGAUGGAGUUUUGUGGUUAUUGUAAAAGGCCUACUGAAGGUGUGAACAAAAAUUGUACAACUAUAAAAUAUUGCAGUACGGAUAAAGUGCAAAAUACGGCAAAAAAACAAUUCAAUGAAAAUAAAAUUUGGCAGUGCAAAAUUUGUUUAAUUUACAAUACUGCAGAGAGAUUUACUUGCCUUUGCUGUGAAAAUAUGAAAUUAACAGAACACAGUGAUGUUAAAAUCCAAUUUGGGAAUAUAAAAAACUUUCCAACAAAAGAGACUGACAACGAAGAUAAUUCAUUUCCCAAAGAAAGCGAUGACAACAUUCAACCACCCAGUAAUGAUUUAAAUAAAACAAUUGUAACUGAAGAGCCAUCCGUAACGGACUGUAAGGACAGUUCUGAAUUUGAAAAAAUACUGGCAACUGUCAGUAUGACAAAUAUGGAUACUGACGUAGUUACCUUCACCGAGACCACGACUACAAGUGACACGGAACCUAUGGAUGUAGAAGAAAGCCCGAUUAUGUCAAAUGAUCCGUUCAAUAUAAAUAACCAGCUUCUGAAUUUUAAUAUUCAAACUAUAAUGAACCCUGGUAUUACUCCUAUUAUUGGACCAAAUCUACAAUUCAACAUGGGCUCUGGGUCUACAAACAAAUGUUUGAAGAAACUCAAGAAAUCCAUAAGAAAUAUGUCAAAGGCUAUGCAUAAGUGA
Messenger RNA from Arctia plantaginis, 2784 nucleotides. The record is from the annotation of a GenBank genome assembly. Lineage: Eukaryota; Metazoa; Arthropoda; Insecta; Lepidoptera; Erebidae.